This is a messenger RNA of Nerophis lumbriciformis (worm pipefish), 300 nucleotides long. The record is from RefSeq and is a predicted model, not a curated record. Lineage: Eukaryota; Metazoa; Chordata; Actinopteri; Syngnathiformes; Syngnathidae.
AUGCUUCGGUGCACAGCAGUUCUACUUGUACUGAUGGUGGCCUUAUACGUCCUGAGUGCAGAAGCCUACAAGUGUCGGUGCACCAGGAAAGGACCAAAGAUCCGGUACAAGGAUGUGCAGAAGCUGGAGCUCAAACCCAAAUACCCCUACUGCCAGGAAAAGAUGAUAUUUGUGACCAUGGAGAACGUGGCUCGCUUUAAGGGUCAAGAGUACUGCUUGCACCCCAAACUUCAGAGCACCAAGAACCUAGUCAAGUGGUUCCACAUCUGGAAGGACAAGCACAGGGUUUAUGAGGCCUAA